UGGAGGAAGUUUGUAUGUAUACCAUCUGGUGGCAGAUCGCUGGUGUUCUCCGAACGUGAAACCUAACCUGUUCACGACUCCGUUCUAAAUGUAAACAUUUCACAAUUGACAAUGCGUCCACGUAAAUUCAAGCUUCCAUGUGACGUGGACAGUUUUUCGGAGACUGACAAGAAGGUGGUGAUCGUCUCCGUGUUCGGCAAGUCUCAGUAUCGGGCGAAGGGAUGCAAGACGGAUAUGCUGAGUUCCAUACUCCAGCUGAACCUCCUGGAUAAACCGGAGGUGGAUCAGCAGUCGUGGUGUGAAAUCGAGGGGUAUUAUAAUCCCAACGAGAAGACAGUUUACCUGCACUUGAGGGGAUUCCUGGACGCUCACAUGCUUCAGGCUGAGUACGACAAGUUCACGGAGAAGCAGGACUGCAAGGACUUCCUCAGUGUUUGGGCGCACAUGAAAGAUAAAUAUGCGAGAGCGCUCCUGGUGCUGUUCCACAUAUCCCACGUGAUGGUGCUCACUCAUCCGACGCACACCUUCGACUACAGUUACGUGCAUCUGUUCCGUGCUAUGGACAUAGUCAGGCAAAAGAUUUCUCCGCAACUCUCCGACGUGUUGAGCUGCAUUCAUAGCCUCCCCAAGGAUUGGAUUUCGAAUGCCAGGCCCUGCUCGCCGCGAGUGUUAUUUUACUUCGAAACCUGUCCUGCGGUAUUCCAGGGUCAACCAGGACCGGACAAUGAGGCUAAUAUCAAGAAACUAGAACACUCCCUCGAGGAUCAAAUUUACCAUGUAUUAAGGAAAAACAGGAUUGUUACGAAUAUCAGCUCGAAUUCCUUGUUCGCGAUACCAGCUAAUCAGGAAUUCGUGUACGUGCAUACCGGGAAUACAGACUCGAAGGACAUGCUGGGUUACAUGGCGAGAAAGUUAGUACAGAGUUGUAAAACUAGUUCCAGCGGUACAACGUCGAAAAGCCUCACUAGUCUGGAUUCGAACUCUGUCGUCGUGGACGACACCGAGGCUGAGAUUCACUCGUUUAGAUCGUUUUUGCAACAGCAUAUAAAUCUGGCUUUUGCAAGAGGAUUCGAUGACAACGUCAGUCGACACUCCGUACCAGCUCAUUUUGAGAUACCUACUUUAAACAUAUUUUGCCAAGUGGCGAACAAAGUUUUCGACUAUUUUAUUCACGGGACGGACAAGGAGCUGUUGGCGCUUCAUAAUUUGUUGGACACCGACGUGAAAUUUAGCAAGAGCCGAUGCAGCAAGGUACUUCCGAGAGCUCUACAGGCGUAUCAAGAAAACUUGCCGCAGCACUAUACAAGGGCGUAUCACGAAUCGAAACUGGCGCACGCGAUGGGGAUGUUCGAGAUGCACGCCCGCGGUCCGCUGUUCGAGGAGUUCAGCGAGAAGUUACAAGCCGAGUGUGACAAGCACUGGCGAGCCGGCAGGCAGAUGUGCGAAGUGUUGUCGCUCACCGGUCAUCCUUGCACGAAUCCCGUGCACAGGGGAGGUAGCGAAGGUGCGGGAGGUGGGGAGCAGAGCGAGCCCAGGGAGGACGACAGCGAACUACCCGUCAGAGAGCAUUGCAGCGGCGUCAGAUAUGUGUGCGCUUGCAAUUGCGGCAGGAUUCAAGGCUCGAGGGAAGAUCCAUUUAGUCUGAAACAGGCGAAUUACGACUAUUUCCAGAUGUUGGCGAAACAAUGCGGUUGCGCGCAAUUGGAACUCGUGCAGUUCCCCGUGUUUCAACCCAGCACACAUAACUACAGAGCAGCACAAUUAUUUCCAGCAACGAAACGUCACGAUUCCUUCAGCCGCAACGGAUCCUCUACGCCACAAGACACGCAAGCUUGCAGUUUAGGUGCCGAUACCUUGAAUGUAAAGGACAUUCCCCCCUUAAUGUCUGGAAAUAUUGCAGAAAGUACAGAUUACGGUAGCGGCGGUCAAUCGCCAACGACGAGCGACCCGAUAGAGGAAGACAUUCCGAGAUUGAGCAGCAAGACGAGUUUGACGCCGAGCGACUCGCACAAAGUUGUCAUAGAAGUCACUGACAGCGACGCGGAGAACUCUAAAGGUGUCUCAUCGCUACUGAAGUACGAGCCUAAGCAUUUAACCGGAAAUCUAUACGGAUGUAUGCGCUUUACAGACAAGUCUCUGGUCAGACAACCGUCGACGACGGAAUAUCUACCGGGAAUGUUGCACACCGAAUCACCGGCCGGCCUGCUGCCGCAAUUCUCCAGCUGGUCGCUGAUAUGUCUCGGCCCGAGCAGCCUUUACUCUCACAAUUUAGGACUGCAGCAUCAGGUCGGAGUGUUCCCCACCUCCGCGUUUCUGCUACCGUGGGACGUGACCGUAAGAUUGGAGCACCAGAAGGAACGGAAUCCGCUGUGGCCGUUGGUGGGCGAUCACGGCGGUUACUCCUCGCGAGGGGGCAAGAAUUUCCAGAGCAUGAAUGCCAUACGCGGCCGCAAGUCGAAAGGCGGCAAGGAGUUUGUCGUGAAAAUAUUCGUUGGAGUGGAGUACGAGUGUCCGCGCGGGCACCGAUUCAUGGCGUCCGCGCCCGACAAGGUGCUGAAGGCGACCGGAAGCGGCAUAGUGAAGGACAGCGGAAACAAGGUGACGUCCAGCACGACCGAUAUGCCUCUCUACUUCCCUUGCCCCUGCAGGCAAACUAAACCCCUCAUCGCUCAGCUGAUGAGAAUCCAUGUGGUGACGCCUAAAGCGCCGGUGCACGUCACGUUGAACCCGAGGGUUCAACCUGGUCCCCCGCCCUGCCCGAUAUUCGUCACCGGAUGUGAGGAGCCGAUCAAGCUUUCCCAGAGCACAUAUUGGAUCUUAAGGCUACCAUACGUAUACAUGGGAGAAAAGGGACCAUAUUUACCGCCUAAGGAACCGAUACCUCCGUCGCACGGGCGUUUAUUAGCCGGCAUGUACGGCAUCAGCGAGGUCGUGCCGGAAAAAAAGUGAAGAGGAGACCACGACGCGAUAUAGAAUAUCGCGAAGAUUUCGUGUACAUAAACAAGUGCAUUUCGCGCACGCGCGCGUGUGUGUAUAUACGUGUGUGUGUGUGUGUGUGUGUGUUUCGAAAUACUGUGCGUUGAAAAUAAAGUAUACCUAGUUUGC
Wasmannia auropunctata (little fire ant) is the source of this 3105-nucleotide messenger RNA. RefSeq names its product protein SMG8-like. The transcript is spliced from 14 exons. Gene Ontology annotation, biological process: nuclear-transcribed mRNA catabolic process, nonsense-mediated decay. The record is from RefSeq and is a predicted model, not a curated record. The coding region runs from base 112 to 2949 and encodes 945 amino acids. Lineage: Eukaryota; Metazoa; Arthropoda; Insecta; Hymenoptera; Formicidae.